Messenger RNA from Pneumocystis murina B123, 2994 nucleotides. RefSeq lists its product as hypothetical. Gene Ontology annotation, cellular component: cytosolic [4Fe-4S] assembly targeting complex. The coding region runs from base 1 to 2994 and encodes 997 amino acids. The record is from RefSeq and is a predicted model, not a curated record. The transcript is spliced from 18 exons. NCBI's taxonomy places the organism in Eukaryota, Fungi, Ascomycota, Pneumocystomycetes, Pneumocystales, Pneumocystaceae. Gene Ontology annotation, biological process: iron-sulfur cluster assembly.
AUGGAUCAAAAAAUAGAUAACUAUUUUUCUUUAGAUUCAAAAGAAAAUUAUAAAGAAUUGGUAGAUAUAAUUUCAAAAGAUAUUGAUAAUAAAAAUAUAAAAAUUCUUGAAUUUAUCGAAUGUCUUGGGAAAUAUUUAACAGAAAAUAAGGAAUUUAGAAGGAAAAAAGUUAUUAUUUUGCUUUCAGGCGUAAUUGAAUCAAUAUCUAGAAAAAUACUUGAUUCACAACAAAUACAUGUUUUAACACGAUUUUAUUGUGAUUGUCUUUGUGAUCAAUCAUGCGUAAAAGAAAUUCUUUCUGGUCUAUAUUCUUUACAAAAGAUGGAUUUUUUUGAUGAUAAAGAGGCAGUAUUUAUGUGCGGAGGUCUUUUUAAAAAUUUUGAUUCUGAAAGUAAUAUACAAUCUAUCAGAUAUGUUGUAUUUCAAAUUUUGAGUGAGUUAGUAAUAAAACAUCAAAAAGCAUUAAAAAAGAUGGGGCCGGAAUUUAUCAAAGGGUUAAUUAAAAUUAUAGGCAGAGAAAAAGAUCCUAGAAAUUUGAUUUUGGUAUUUUCUAUUAUGAAUACAGUUAUUUCUGAAUUUGAUAUAACUUCUUAUGCGAAGGAUAUUUUUGAUUUAUUAUUUUGUUAUUUUCCAAUUACCUUUAAACCAUCAAUUAAUGAUGUUUUUGGAAUUACUUCAGAUGAUUUAAAAUUUUGGUUAAAUAAAUGUCUAUCUGCGAAUGAUAUUUUGUCGCCGUAUUCUAUCCCAUUAUUAAUAAAUAAAUAUAAUUUUUCUUCUGUCAGUAUAAAAAAAGAUAUAUUAGAUAUCCUAUCCUUCUGUAUGAAAACAUAUUCACCUAAUGUUAUUAAGAUUUAUGUUUUACAAAUAUGGAACACAUUAAAAAAUGAUUUGUUCGAAGGCACAGAUGAUGAUUUUCUGAAGAAAUCAUUAGAUUGUCUUUUUAUAAUAUCAAAAACUUUGUCUAAAGAAACAUCAGAGAUUUCGAAAAAAAAUUCAUUAUUGGAAUUCUUUAGUUUUAUUUCAAAUGAAAUCAAUGAUCAUUUUAAAGAACCAGAUACAAAAACUGCGAAAAAUGGUAUAAAAAUUCUUUAUGCUCUUUCAUCGUCAUCUAAAUAUGCUUUUGAAAUACUUUCUAAAUUUUGUGUUUCUGAUUUAGUCUCAAGAUUCGAAAAAGAAGAUUCAAUAAAUACUAAAACAGCUAUUUUGGAGCUUUUAUCAUUUAUUCUACUUUCAGGGCUUCAUGUUUAUGGUUCUUAUGAAAAAAAAAUAGAUGAAAUUCCUGAUGAUUCUAUUUUAAUUCAGGAAAAAGAUAGAUUGUUGACUAUUUCAUAUAAUUCAUUAACAACCUCAUCUUUUUCAAACAAAUAUAUAAAAGCUGCUGCUAUACGCUUCCUUCUAACUUUUAGUCAAAUACAUGAUCUUUUGCAAUAUAAUGAACUGAAAUUAAUAGUAGAAUAUUAUAAUGAAAUAAUUAUUAAAGAAGAUAGUUUAAAGGCAGAAGCUUUAGAUGCACUGGUUAAGAUUGCAGAAAUCAAGCCUAAUCUUAUUUUUGAAAUAACUUUUCCUAACUUUUUAAAAUUGUUAUCAGAAGAAAGUUAUUCAUUGACACUAAAUAACCUUUUUCAGUCUCAAGAUGAAGUUAUUUUAACAACAUUGUCUUAUCUUUGUGUAGAAAAACGAUUAUUUACUACUCUCACUACUCAUUUAAUUAAAAAAUUUGAUGAUAUUAUUUUUGUUAAUGACAGAAAAAUAUUAUAUGGAAGAGCACUUAUGUUUACACUUUUACUAGCAAUUAGGACAAAUUUUACCAGAAAGAAAUUAGAUAUAGGUUCAUAUAUUAAUCAAUUAUUACCUCAACUUUUUACUCGUGUAAUAAAUGCUUGUAUUGAUUCCAAAGAAAAUAUAAUUAUAGAUUCAAAAAUAAUAAGCAUUAUUUCUCAAAUAACUAAUUUAAUAGUGCGUUCUUCAAAUUUUCAAAAGCAAAAACUAUUUAUUGCUGAUUUAAUUAAUUUAUUUAUAAAUGGAAAUUCUAAUUUAUUAUUUCUCUCAAAAAAUACUGAAAUACUUAAAGUUUUUAAACCUUUUGAUAAAAAUUCUACUUUAUAUCAAAAAAAAACACUUCCAAUUUUUAUUAGCGCAUUUGCAGGAAUUCAAAAAGAGCUUUUACCUCUAGAUUUGAAACUAGUUUUUAUAAAAACAGCAACAGAUUUAAUUUUAGAAAAUCAAUUAGAAGAUGAACAACGCAUUUUCUUAUUUAGAUUUAUAUCUUUGAUUUAUAAUAAAUAUAGCGAUGAACUAAAUUCUGAUUAUUGUGAAAUAUUCUUAAAUGAAAUUUCAAAAUUUUCUGAAAAUGACAUUUCAAAAAAAAAACUCAUGAUAUUAUAUAUUUUUUGGGUUAUAAAGGCGUUGAUUUUGAAAACAAAUAAAUAUGGUUAUGUAUUAUUAGAUAAACUUAUAAAUUUUUUAGAUGAUAAACAUCUCGGCGAAUUCAUUUCAUAUAAUUUUGGAAUAAUUUUGGAUGAAGAUGAAUUAAUUAAUAAGGAAAAUUAUGCAUCUCUCCAGGAAAAUCUUAAGUCUAAUUAUUUAGUUAUCUUUUCCUAUGUCAUUCAAUAUAUUCCAAAACAAGUUAUUUUUCCAGAAUUAGUUUCUAUUUUUCCUAUACUUCUUCAAUGUUUUUCUCUUGACAAUUGCAAAUUAAAAGCAUCUAAUAUUAAUACUCUUUAUACUAUAACAUUAGAAUCUCCAGAUUUGGUGGUAGAACAUCUUGCAUCUAUUAUUCCUUUUCUUCUAACAUUUAUUACCAAAAAAGACAAUUCCACGAAUAUUCAGAUUACAGCGCUUCAAUGUUUAGGAUUGUUCCCAACAGUUUUAAAAACUGAAUCCAUAUAUCCUUUUAAAAAUAAAAUUAUUCGUAAACUUACAAUGGUAUUAGAUGAUCCUAAAAAAGAUGUUAGAGAAGAAGCCAGAAAAACAAAACAUAAGUGGCAUAUAUGA